UAAACCCACUGUUUUUUCCCAGAAAAGCUAACUGGACUAAAUGGGCCAACAGAAUCUAUCAUCGUUGACUGAAUUCAUUCUGAUGGGAGUCACAAGGCAGCCUGAACUGCAGGUCCCCCUUUUUGGGGUCUUCCUCAUCAUCUACACAGUCACAGUGGUGGGCAAUCUGGGCAUGAUUACCUUGACCCAAGUGGACUCUCAUCUACACACACCUAUGUAUUUUUUUAUCAAACAUCUGGCUUUCAUUGAUCUUGGUAAUUCUACUGUCAUUUGUCCCAAGAUGCUGGUAAGUUUCAUUGUGGAUCAAAAUACCAUAUCCUAUUAUGCAUGUGCCACACAGUUGGCUUGCUUUCUUAUGUUCAUUAUCAGUGAAUUUUUUAUCUUGUCAGCCAUGGCCUAUGAUCGCUAUUUGGCCAUCUGUCACCCUCUGCACUACAGUGUCAUCAUGUCCCAGAGACUUUGUCAUGUGCUGGUGGGCAUCCCAUAUCUCUAUGGUACCUUUCAGGCUCUAAUGUUCACUAUUAAGAUUUUUACUUUACCCUUUUGUGGCUCUAAUGUCAUCAGUCAUUUCUACUGUGAUGAUGUCCCCUUGUUACUUACGCUCUGCUCAAAUGCACAAGAAAUAGAAUUGUUGAUCAUACUAUUUUCAGCACUUAAUUUGAUCUCUUCCCUCCUGGCCAUCCUACUGUCCUAUGUACUGAUUCUGAUAUCCAUAUUUCGAAUGCGUUCUGCAGAGGGCAGGAGAAAAGCUUUCUCUACGUGUGGUUCACAUCUGACAGUGGUGGUUGUGUUCUACGGGUCUCUACUCUUUAUGUACAUGGAGCCUAACUCUGCUCACUCCUUCCAUACUGAUAAACUGGCCUCCGUGUUUUACACUUUAGUGAUCCCCAUGCUUAACCCCUUCAUCUACAGCUUAAGGAACAAAGAAGUAAAAAACGCCUUUUAUAGGAUCUUUAAGAAUCAAUGCAAACUUUGUACCUAA
Molecule: messenger RNA, 982 nt
Organism: Camelus dromedarius (Arabian camel)
Lineage: Eukaryota; Metazoa; Chordata; Mammalia; Artiodactyla; Camelidae
Product: olfactory receptor 8K5
Exons: 1
Coding region: 41-982 (313 amino acids)
Biological process (GO): G protein-coupled receptor signaling pathway; sensory perception of smell
Cellular component (GO): membrane
Molecular function (GO): G protein-coupled receptor activity; olfactory receptor activity; odorant binding
Source: RefSeq, a predicted model, not a curated record